Molecule: messenger RNA, 525 nt
Organism: Symbiodinium natans
Lineage: Eukaryota; Dinophyceae; Suessiales; Symbiodiniaceae
Source: the annotation of a GenBank genome assembly
AUGAAGCAUCAGGUAGUUGUGGAAGCUGUGGUGGCUGUGGCAAUUGCUGCGGUGGCUGCGGCAGCUGUGGUAGCUGUGGUAGCUGCGGUUGUGGCUGUGGCUGCUGUCCUGGCUGUGGCUGCUGCGGAGGCUGUGGUUGCGGCGGCUGUCCUUGUGCAGGCUGCGGAGGAUGCAGUGGCUGUGGCUGCAUGGGCUGUGGCAGUAGCUGCCCCGGGGGCAACUGCAACGCCUGCAGCACUGGGUGUGGGGCAUGCGGCAGCACGCCAAGCGGAGCAAGCGGAGGAAGUGGAGCAAGCCCCUAGGCUCGGAGCUCCAGAGUCGAGAGAUGUGGUGCUACAUUGUGGAGCUAUUUGUUGUGCUGUUUUGUGGAGGGGUUCCGUGCCUUUCUGCCUUUCCACCCUUUCACUAUCUCUCACGGCAGUCCUAGGCUGUGGCGGUUGUGGUGCCCAAAGCUCUGGGCCCCCAGCUGUGGAGGAUCAGGAAGGCCGCCCUGCCAAGGGCUCCGAUCGCUUUCAGCCCUAUUGA